GAGGACGCCAUUGCCGCCGCAGCUGGGACUCUGGGAGUGAAUGUGGGGGAUUUGGGCAAGUCGAGGUAUGGACGCGAGCCGGACUUGAGAACGACAAUGUCGGCUAAAAAGUGCUCAAGAGGACCCUCGGUGAAAAGGAGCAAUGGAGACGAGGAGGAGUAGGAUGUUCGUCUCGCUUGAACGGAGGGAGAAAAUAAGUGGGCUCCCCCCUCAGCAUGAACAGCAGUAGAAACUGCAGCGCGGUGGGCAACGGUGGCGGCCUGGCUGCACUGGAGUCAGUCUCCAUCGUGACCAUCACCCUCCUGGCGUGUCUGGGCAACCUCCUGAUCGUGGCCACCCUGUACCGCCGCCCUUAUCUCCUGACGCCCAGCAACAAGUUCGUCUUCAGCUUGACGCUGUCCAACCUGCUGCUGUCCGCCCUGGUGCUGCCCUUUGUGGCCGUCAGCUCGGCCAAGAGGGAGUGGGUGUUCGGCGUAGUGUGGUGCAACUUCACCGCCCUGCUCUACCUGCUUAUCAGCUCAGCGAGCAUGCUGACACUCGGAGCAAUCGCCAUUGACAGGUACUACGCAGUGCUCUACCCGAUGAUCUACCCUAUGAAGAUCACAGGAAACCGGGCUGUAGUGGUCAUCGCCUAUGUGUGGUUGCACUCUCUGGUGGGCUGCCUUCCCCCUCUGUUCGGCUGGUCGUCCUUCGAGUUCGACUGCUUCAAGUGGACCUGCGUGGCCUCCUGGCACCGCGAGCCGGCCUACACGGCCUUCUGGGUGGCCUGGUGCAUCCUGCCACCCUUCUUUGUCAUGCUGGCCUGCUACGGCGUCAUUUUCCGCGUAGCCCGAGUCAAAGCCCGGAAAGUGCAUUGCGGGACGGUGGUGGUGGCCCAGGAGGACGCCGGCGGUGCGCAGAGGAACGGACGCAAGAACUCCAGCACCUCCACCUCGUCCAGUAGCAGCCGGCGGAGCUUGGUGUACUCUGGGAGCCAAUGCAAGGCCUUUGUUACCAUCCUGGUGGUGAUCGGGACUUUCCUCAUCACAUGGGGGCCGUACGUGGGCGUGGUUUGUACAGAGGCCUUGUUCGGACAAGGGAGCGUGUCCCACGGGCUGGAGACUCUAGUGGCGUGGCUGUCUUUCUGCAGCGCCGUAUGCCAUCCGCUCAUCUACGGCCUGUGGAAUAAGACUGUGAGAAAGGAGCUGCUGGGAAUGUGCUUUGGGGAUCGUUACUACCGAGAGUCCUUCGCCACACGCCACAGGACGUCCCGCCUCUUCAGCAUCUCCGCCAGGAUUACAGACUUGGGCAUGUCGCCCCACUUGACGGCCAUGUUGGCUGGUGGAGGGCAGCUGCUGGCUCCCGGGAGCAGCACUGGAGACACUGGCUUCAGUUUCACUCAAGACUCAUGUACAGACGUGAUGCUGCUGGAAAACUUCUCCACAGACGGCUCCUCUUGUCCGCAUCAUCACAGCAAUCCAUCCGGGAAGAGGAGGAGCUCGGUCACCUUUGAAGACCAGGUGGAGCAUUCCAAAGCGGAGCAAACGUCAUCAGUGCAGGUGCACGCCGAGGUCCACAAGUCCCUGGACACCUUCGCUUCUUUUCUGGCCAGAACUAUAGAGAGCGACGCCAAGCAAACCCUCUUCGGGGACGCUCUCGCUUUGCCUGCGGGACUUUGCGCAGCUCGAUCGGCGCCGAGGCCUAGAUACCUGGACGGUCAGAGACUGAGGAUGGAGAGCAUCGACGAAGGCAUCGUUAAAGAUGACAGACAGCAGGAGGAGGAGGAGCAGGACUCGCAUAUAAAACCAGCUUGAUAUCAGCCAAUGUUCUUCGCUUCCUACAUGGAUUGUUACACUUUAACGUGAGCAGACAAACUUGAAAAGUGAGAAGACAAGUAUUAUUCAUUCCUACCUUCACAUAGGAAGCCUCGACUACUGCAACAAUAUUGGCGCU
This is a messenger RNA of Nerophis lumbriciformis (worm pipefish), 1932 nucleotides long. RefSeq names its product G protein-coupled receptor 161b (gene gpr161b). Gene Ontology annotation, molecular function: G protein-coupled receptor activity. Lineage: Eukaryota; Metazoa; Chordata; Actinopteri; Syngnathiformes; Syngnathidae. Gene Ontology annotation, cellular component: recycling endosome; plasma membrane. The record is from RefSeq and is a predicted model, not a curated record. Gene Ontology annotation, biological process: G protein-coupled receptor signaling pathway.